This is a messenger RNA of Plectropomus leopardus (leopard coralgrouper), 6420 nucleotides long. Its product is annotated as LIM and calponin homology domains-containing protein 1-like. Gene Ontology annotation, biological process: positive regulation of stress fiber assembly; regulation of focal adhesion assembly. Lineage: Eukaryota; Metazoa; Chordata; Actinopteri; Perciformes; Serranidae. The record is from RefSeq and is a predicted model, not a curated record. Gene Ontology annotation, cellular component: stress fiber. Gene Ontology annotation, molecular function: myosin II head/neck binding.
ACUCCAACAGGAGCGAUACCGGAGAGCAGCAACUGGUUCGUUCGCCUCGCCGGUGCUGCUGCUGCUGCUGCUGCUGCUGCAACACCUACAACCAACGGAGGAGAGCGGGCUGACCGACUCUGUUCACGACUAAUUUUGGAGGAAUAACGCGGCACCGAGCUGCUUUCACACCAUUUGUACAGGCUUUAAUACUUAGGGAGCAGAGCUUCUUCGCCAAUGGCAAGUCCGGUUGCAGACAUAGGACAGUCUCAUCAGCAUCACCCUGUGACUGAGUCGGCCGCAGACUCCGCGUUUCAGGAGGCGCAGAAAUGGAUAGAGGCUGUAACAGGAAGAUGCUUUGGUGACAAGGACUUUAGAGGAGGUUUGGAGAACGGGAUACUGCUAUGCGAGUUGCUGAGCUCCAUUAAACCCGGUCUGGUGAAGAAAAUCAACAGACUUCCAACACCUAUAGCUGGCCUGGACAACCUCAGUGUGUUUCUGCGCGGCUGUGAGGAGUUGGGACUAAAAGGCUCCCAGCUGUUUGACCCUGGAGACCUGCAGGACACAUCGACACGCCCCACCGCCAAGGGAAGUGACUGCAGCCGAAAGCUCAAGAAUGUUUUAAUAACCAUCUACUGGUUGGGUCGCGCUGCCAACGGCUGUACCUCCUACAACGGGCCCACGCUGGACCUGAAAGAGUUUGAGGCCCUGCUGUCACAGAUGCGAAAGGAGGCGGAGGAGGCAGAGAGCCCUAAACGCAGCAUCCGGGACAGUGGCUACAUCGACUGCUGGGACUCUGAGCGCAGCGACUCUCUCUCCCCGCCACGGCACGGCCGCGAGGACUCGUUCGACAGUCUGGACUCCUUCGGCUCACGCUCACGACAGACCCCGUCGCCGGACGUCCUGGUCGCCCGCGGCAGCAGCGAUGGCCGCGGCAGUGACUCGGAGUCUGACGGUCCCCCCCACAGAAAGAUGCCAGACGUCCGCAAGGACGACAUGUUGGCGCGGCGAACGUCCGUCAGUGAGCCAAGAACCGCCAUGCCAUUUAACCAGUAUCUACCCAACAAGAGCAACCAGAGCGGAUACGUGCCCACGCCACUGCGCAAGAAGAAGAACGAUAAAGAGGAAGGAGCACGCAAGAGCUGGAGCACUGCCACCUCUCCUGUAGGGGGAGACAGACCCUUCAGUCUAAAUGAGGCCCCUAGCUUAGACGUCCCACCUGGAGAGUCCCCCACCCCGCCCCUCAAACCCCAGAUACAGAUUCAGAAGGAGUACCAGGCUAAAAAGGACGAGGAGGAGGGGGAGCAGACUGUCUCCGCACCUUACACUGAGAUCCACGCGGUGGGCACGAGGAGGAGCAGUGAGCCUCUGUCCUGUAGCCUCUUUCGGCCUCAUGCAGAGUCCCCCGCGGAGGCCGUAACUCACCUGAUGGUCACGUCUGAGCAAAGUACCCCAGCUCGCUCGUGCUCAGAGGAACUCUUCCACCAUCAGACGACUCUAGCAGCCAAUGCUGCGGCAACUCACAUGGUCGCAACAAGCCCCGUCAACCCAUCUGGGAAACAUCCACCUGUGUCGGAGCAGGAGGAGGAAGCUGAGAGGAAGGGAGCUGCUGGCGUCCAGUUAGUGGCAGAGGCAGAGCAGGCUCGCCAAACGCCUGGCAGACCCUCUCCCAAACACGUCACCACCCCGAGUCCCCCGCGCUUCCUUCCUGUGCCCGCUGCCACGGCAACAACAGCAACAACCGAUACAGGCCGACGAAAGGGAAGGGCGCUGAGCGAAAGUGACGACCCACAAGGAGGGAGCUCUUGGUUGGACAGCAAUCCUCCAGCAACAUUCAGCCGCACACAUAGUGUGUCAGAUGACCCACAGAGUGUGAGUAUGAUCGACAUGCGUGGUGAGGAGGAGGCCAUCUUGCAGCCUCACAGUCAGGUGCGUCAUGAACUGAUGCACAACCAGUAUAACAGGAUGAAGGAAGAGGACGAUCACUGGCAGGACGACCUGGCCCGGUGGAAAAAUCGCAGGAGGAGUAUCUCCCAGGACCUGAUCAAGAAGGAGGAGGAGAGGAAGAUGAUGGAGCGGUUGAUGUCGGGAGACACCUGCACCUCCCAGAGGAGGAGAAGCAUCAAGACCUACAGAGAGAUAGUGGAGGAUAAGGAGCGUCGUGAGGAUGAGUUGCGGGAAACGUACAGAAGAGCCAGAACCCCCGAGGAGGCGGCCAUCAUCCUCCAGCGUUACGCCCAGCGUUUCUCCAUCAGUGAAGCGGUCCUGGAGCGCCUGCACCUGCCAAAGCUCCUGGACCGCAGCAUAUCAGCUGAUCCCUCCUUUCCCUCAUCAUCCUUCCCCCUCUCCCUCUCCCUGUCCGCCUCCCCGACCACCCCAGACCCCUUCGACAUCGACCCCAACGGGCCCCUGAGGUAUCUGCGCCAGCAGUCCGCCCCGGCUCCAAAGUUCACAUCUACACUGGAGGCACGAAUCGAGGAGUUUCCCAAAGACUCCUCACACCAGCGGCCUCAGAUCCGCUCUCGCUCGUCUGAGCCGCCAUCUACCAGAAACCUGUCGCCCAAACCGGUGCCUUUGUUGACGCCCAAGCCUUACUUCCAGUCCCGACCCACAGCGUCUGAACCGUGGCCCAGCAAGGCGGAUGGUUUGUUCCGAGUCAAUGGCGAUUUAGGAAGUGACGACGCUCCCGCCACACCUGAAAGUCAAGGAAGAGAGUCUCCUCCUCAAUUCCAGGCGUCCCCCUCCAAAACCAGCAACAGCACUGUAGACGCUCCCUCGUCAACAGCCUCACCGACGCGCAGUACACACGCCAGAGCCGAAAGCCCCGUGUCAUCAAAGGCCAGUGAGACACAGAGUGACACAGAAGUGGCUUCGAAGGACGUCCAAGAAGAGAAAGUCACUGAGCAUUCGACACCACCCAGCCGGCCCACCUCGCUCCCAUCGGAGCUGCAGAAACCAGCAGAAAGCGUUGGGACAACUGAAAAACAGUCAGCAGCUGCUCCAAAGGAGGAAACAUCAAAUGCUGCAGCUCAACAAAAACCACCUGCAGAAGCCAAAAAAGAACAAGUAAAAACUGAAUCAUCUGGUCCAAGCCUUGUCCAGACUGGAAUCAGCACACAGCAAAGUCAGCCAAUAAUUUCACAGGCGAGUGCUCUCAGUUCCCAGGAGCCGUCACAGAGGAGGGAGAAUGUACCGAGCUUAGCUGCACCAGGAUCUUUUGAAUAUCACCCACCAAGGGAAACAACAGCAGAGUUUGCAAACAGUGUCAGGUCUCCGCUGGCAACCAGCAACCCUAAGUUACGCUGGGAGUUCUUCGUCCCACCAGAAGAGACGGAGAAGGAUCGCCGUGGAAACGUGUCAGUGCCGGUGUUGCCCCAGGCCAGGCGGGGUGACCGCUGGUCUUGGGACCCGGAUGAGGAGCGAAAGCGUCAGGAAAGGUGGCAGCAAGAGCAGGAGCGCAUGCUGCAGGAGAAGUAUCGGCGCGAGCAGGAGAAGCUGAAGGAGGAGUGGGAGAAAGCACAGAGGGAGGUGGCGGAGGAGGAGAGGAAGUACCAUGAGGAGGAGCGUAGGAUACUGGAGGAAACAGUAGCGCCUCUGACUCCCCGCCCCUCAGCCCUGCCCUCCCCCAGCCGAGGGGAGAUCUCCUCCACCUCGGAGCCCCAGGACACCAUCGUCCGCUCGCUGGCCGACUGGGAACGGAAGCAGGAACUGCUGGAGAGGCAGUCGAGGGGGAGCACAGAGAACGUCGAAUGGAAACGGAGAGAAAACGACAGGACCAGUGACAUCAGCACCGCAGACGACAGCAUGAAAACAGCCAGAAGCUCGAUUAGCAGCAGUCAGUUAGAGACAGUCGGUCACAGUCUGCAGAACGGCCAAAAGCUGCCGACCAAAACCUCGACUCCAGUGAAGAAGCAGGAAGAGCCUUCAGCAGACAGCAACAAGCCCAGCCGGCCUGCAGGAGACAGGAGGAGUGGUCCCAUUGAUAAUAACAUGUGCCGCAGCUCAUCAAAACCCCCCGCCGCAUCUCCACCACCUCCAGACACACAGCCUCCAGCACCCAACAGGUCUGUCAGUGGAAAGAAGCUGUGCUCCAGCUGCGGGCAGCCGUUGGGGAAGGGAGCGGCCAUGAUCAUAGAGACCCUCAGUCUUUAUUUCCACAUUCACUGCUUUAAGUGUGGGGUGUGUAAGGGACAGUUAGGCGACACGACCACGGGGACGGACGUCCGGAUCAGGAACGGCCUCCUCAACUGCCACCAGUGCUACAUCCGCUCCCGCUCGGCCGGACAGCCGACCACGUUGUGACGCUCACCAGAAAAAAGCACAAGGUUCAUGGAAGAAACCCCAUCCCUGUUUUUAACCCGAUUAUCUGCAAAUCAUGUCCUUCACAGCGUGUCGGGAUCUUUGCAUCCUCUGCAGCUCAAUAACCAACGAAGAUUCAUCACAGGGGCUGAACGGGGGAUCUGGGGACAGUUAAAAAAAAAUCUCUUCUUCGUGUUUAUGUCAUCUGAUAUGUGAGUGAAAUCAGGAUUUGAUUGGUCCACGUACCACCGCAGACUCUGUUUCAUCAUGCAGCGAGAGAGAAAGAGACUGUUCUGGGGUGGCGGCCAUGUUGGAAAGAAAACGAAAAACAUUAACAGAUGCUUCAGGCGCAGGUAGGCUGACGCUGACGGCCUGCGCUGUCAGAGCGAACACACAGAGAAAAAACACGGUGUUUAAGUCUCCGUUAAUCAGAUUUUAUUUUCCUGGUUGGAAAAAAUGUGAGUAUUAACCAUUUAAUUCCAUAUGAUGGAAAUGCAGUAUAUCACGUAGUUAUUGAAUCGUUUUUAUCACACUGUAAAAAGACAAUGUUUGUUUUAACAUAAAAAGUUAGUGUCUGGGCUGCAUUAAAUUUUUAGUUGACUGAAUUUGAGAAGACAAGUUGAAUCACUACAGAAUUAUCUCAGUCAACUUAAAAUUGUAAGACAGUCCAGACACAGCCCUUUUUGAGUUAAAACAAUUAGUUUAUUUUUAAAGUGCAUUUAAGAAUAAUUUUUAAUUUGGUAAAAAUAAAAUAAAACAGGACAGAAAACCGAAUAUGUGGCGAGGCAGCUCAGAUUGGAUUUUUUAAAAUUUCUCUCAACAGGCUGGAUCUGAGAAAUAUUAACAAUUUGAUGCCCCUUUAAUUAAAUAGGAUAUGAAAACACAAAUAUAUACAGAAAAUUCUUUUUUAAAGUGCAAUAAAGGUCACUAUAAACACCCCUAUGUAGAUCCACAGUUUCAACAUACACAGUUAGUCACCGUUUUUGAUCCUUCGGCCCCAACAGUGAACUAACGUCUGUCGUUCUGCGCUCCUGAUUAAAAUUAGCUUCUAAUAUAAACACAUAUUAUGGAUGUAGUUUCAUCUUUAGGGCAAUAACUCGACUCGUGAGCUGUUUUUGUGCUUUGGGGGUCACAGCAGGUUGCUCCUCGGUCAGCCUGUCCGCUUGGAGAGUCAGGACUUUAAUGUGCCUUAGGAAAGCAAGGUGAUGCAGGAAGAAAAACACCAGCUGUAUGGUGUUUUAUUUCUUUUCUCUUUUUUUCAUUUUUAUGAUUGUAGGGAGGGAUUUGGCCAAAUUUGAACCUUUAAACUGCAGACAGAAAAGCUGCAGCCCUCCCUUACAUCAUGCUUUACUUCAGUUGAUAAGUACUGCUAAUAAUAUCACCCCCCCCCCUUUUAUUCCUCGGUGAUUUGCAGUGAUAAAACAAUGCAAAGGAUAAAAUAUGUACUGCAGGGGAGACCAUUGAUUUAAUUUUGAAUGUUGUUUUAUUCUAGAGAGAUUUAGACUUCUGUAUGCUAUUAAUUGAGGUAAUUUUGAUAAUUGCUCAGUGGUAGGAUUCAUUUAUAAAAUCUAAAAUAAAAAAAUCACCAUGUUACAUCUAGUUAAAGCGCAGAGGUGAUAUGAACACUCAUACCAGCAGCAGCAGUUGCACCUGUGCAAUAUCUGUUUGGAUGAAAACUAAAGAUCUGUGCCGCCAGCUGGACAUUUUAAGUCACUUGCUUCUUUUUUCUUUUGGACUUGUAAGAGAAGAGCUCGGUUAUGUAUUGUGGAUGUUAAAAAAAAAUGCACGUUUAAGCCUAAAACCAAAUGAUUUGCUGUAUGAAAGCAAACUAGCAGCCUCCUCCUCAACAGCGUCCUAUAGCCAAGCUUCUCCUCCGGGUUCAUCUCUCUGAUCUACAGUAUUUUUAAGCUUCUGUUCCGGUUGUGUAUUUUCUUUUUUUUUUUUUUUUAAUCCUCAUUUAGUUCCAGAAUAAACCUCGGCUGAGUCUCUUAUAGCGGGAUCUUUGAGACGGAGCUCUACAUUCAGACGGUCUUCUUACCAGGAUAGUUGGGGAAUGAAACCUUUACGUCUGUUCUGUAUUUAUUGUAAUAUUCACCUGAACACUAUCCGAAAUAUAGAUUAAUUUGAUGUUUAAAUGCAAUG